GUUUCGCCGGGACGUUCUGUCAGUAACGGAUCCGGUAAUUACGACCACCACCUCCUCUAACAAAACCAAACAAUCUCUUUCAAUGAGCAACAAAAUCAACAACCCUUUUGCAUAAAUACCCAAAUCUUUCCUUUCCUCACUCACCAAUGGCUCAAGAAAUGAUCCGUUCCCCUGUUUUCUCGGUAAUUUCAACGGCGUUGCUCGUUUCUCACCUCAUCCUGGCUGCAGUUUCCCAUAAUGAGGACUCCCCCGUAAAUAACUCCCCUCCCAAUGCAGGGCUGUUCCCAUCGAUUACAUCGACGUUGCAUUCAUGGCUUGAGUCCCAUAAUGAGGACUCGCCGGUAACUGACUCCCCUCCUAAUGCAGGGCUGUUCCCGUCGGUUACAUCGACGUUACAUUCAUGGAUUGAGCUAAACAUGAAAGAGUACAACGAGCGGAAGGGGAACUUCGCUCGCGGCUUCAACCGCACCGUCCUGGAUAACACCCUGGUGGCAGCGGAAGACGGCGGGGUUAAAGUGAUUACGGUGAGGAAAGACGGAAGUGGGGAUUUUAAGACGGUGACUGACGCCGUUAAUAGCAUUCCGUGCGGGAACAGAAAGAGAGUGGUGGUUUGGAUUGGCUUUGGUGAGUACUGGGAGAAGAUUACAAUUAAUAGGACCAAGAACUUCGUGACUUUUUAUGGGGACCCAAAUAACAUGCCGAAAAUUGUGUAUAACGGGACGGCGGCGCAGUUCGGAACGGUGUACAGCGCCACCGUGGCGGUGGAGAGUGAUUACUUCGUGGCAGUCAACAUUGCCUUUGUGAAUUCAGCACCGAUGCCGGACGGCAAAGUAGGCCAACAGGCGGUGGCGAUGAGAAUUUCCGGAGACAAAGCAGCAUUCCAUAACUGCAAGUUCAUCGGGUAUCAGGAUACUCUGUGUGAUGACAGGGGCAGGCAUUUCUUCAAAGACUGUUUCGUUCGAGGGACCGUUGAUUUCAUCUUCGGAAACGGAAAAUCCCUUUAUCUGAACACGACGAUCCAAUCGGUUGCAAAGGAUUGUGGGGUGAUUACGGCCCAAGCAAGAGAAAGAGUAGACGAUGACAGUGGAUUCAUCUUCCUUUUCUGCAAUAUCAGCGGCGUCGGAAACAGCAGCACUUACCUCGGCAGGGCGUGGAAAGAGAGACCCAGGGUGGUAUUUGCUAAGACCUACAUGGGCACCAUCAUCAAGGGCGAAGGGUGGUCCGAUAACAGCCACCCUGAUCGUGAUCAGACUGUGUACUACGGAGAGUACAAGUGCAGCGGUCCAGGCUCUGUUUCCUCUGCUCGGGCCAAGUUUGCAAAGAUUCUCAGCGAUGAAGAAGUUAAACCUUUCAUGAGCAUGUCUUAUAUCCAUGGAAGCACCUGGCUUCUUCCACCUCCCAAUGUCUGAUUCCUUUGUCCGCGCCCGGCAACAAUGGAAAAUGUAUAAUUUCAUUAUUGUUGUAAACGUCGUCUCAAAUAUGUAUCAUUAAUUGCUUUUAUUGUUCAAUUAUCAAGGCUGUUUGUACUAAUUGGAGGAUUAAUACCAAAAAAGGGAAAAAAAGGAGGCAUUUGAUGCGUAUUGGUUCCACAUUGUUGCCAUAAUGUUAUUAUGAAGGUGGACAUCCAAAUUUGCUAGUAAAUUAGGCUCCAUUCGGUAUGUAUAUAGCUUUGGACUAUUUGUUUUAGUUUUUAUUUUUAUAUAAAUUUUGUAACUUUAA
This is a messenger RNA of Rubroshorea leprosula, 1719 nucleotides long. Lineage: Eukaryota; Viridiplantae; Streptophyta; Magnoliopsida; Malvales; Dipterocarpaceae. The record is from the annotation of a GenBank genome assembly.